AUGGUAUUGUCAAAAAGUUUUGACUGUUAUAAAGUUCUCAAUUUAAAUAAAGAAACAGCUACUGAAAGUGAUAUUAAAAAAGCAUAUCGAAAACUUGCACUUCAAUUCCAUCCAGACAAAUUACCACAAGAUGCAACACAGAAACAAAAGGAACAAGCCAAUGCCACCUUUCAACAAUUGAGCAUGGCAUAUGCAGUUCUGAGUGAUGCUAAACGUAAAUCACGGUAUGAUAAAACAGGAAGUAUGGAAGAAAGUGAGUUUGAUGAAGAUAAAGACUGGGCUGCUUAUUUCAAAGAACUAUGGACUGGCGUAGUCAAUGCGGAUACGAUUGAAGAACAAAAAAAGAAAUAUCAAGGCUCGGAUGAAGAAAAAAAAGAUUUACUAAAGGCUUAUGAAAGUUGUAAAGGAAAUAUGGAUCAAAUCCUUGAAUUAGUUGAAUGUUCUACGGCUCGAGAUUGUAAAAGAUUUGAGAAGAUAAUCCGAUCUGCUAUUAAAGAGAAGCUUGUCACUUUCUAUCCUGCACUUGAUAGCACAACCACUCCACGUGCACAUAAAAAACGUAUUGAAAAGGAAUUAAUGGCAGAGCGUCAAUUUUUGGCUGAACAAGAAAAAGAUAAAGACAAUAAGAGUGACAAAGAAUGUUCACUUUUAGAAUUGAUUCAACAGAGAAAUAAGGAUAGACAAGCCAAAAUGGAUUCAAUUAUUGAGACAAUUGAAGCUUCUGCUAAAAAAGAAAAUAAAAAACGUAAAGAUCAAGAAAGAGAAGACGAGAGAUUACCAACUGAAGAAGAAUUUCAAAGGCUUCAAAGAAAGCUAUUUAACAAUAAGAAGCAAAAAAAAUAA
Molecule: messenger RNA, 843 nt
Organism: Cokeromyces recurvatus
Lineage: Eukaryota; Fungi; Mucoromycota; Mucoromycetes; Mucorales; Mucoraceae
Exons: 2
Coding region: 1-843 (280 amino acids)
Cellular component (GO): nucleus; cytoplasm
Molecular function (GO): heat shock protein binding
Source: RefSeq, a predicted model, not a curated record